AUGGUUUAUACAAUACGCCACAAAGGCUUCUGGGAUUAUGCAGUAGGAAAUGGCUACUAUGACCGAAACUUCCACAACUUCAUCAAGAAAAUUGAGCCACCAAAGGAGCAGACUUUAUUUAUUACACGCAAGAAUGACUCAUACUUCCCAUUCAGAUAUUUGCAUGUCUAUAGAACCUUAAAGCGUGCAUCCAACCAGUUCUUCCAAGGAAACGAGCUCAUCCAGAACGUUUUCACCUUAUCAAUCCGUGCAAUGUACCAAAGAGUCCCAGAAGAAAUGUUUACCCAAAGAUAUGGAGGCUGGGAUAUGCUAGUUCAUAAAGGCGAGCGCCAUUGGGAGCUUAUACCUUUUUGUUUCCUAUUUAAAAAAAAAUAAACAGUAAAAUCUGUAUAACAAUUUUCAAAAAAAAUAAAAAAUGGUAUAUGACUUAUAACCAGCAUCCUUUACAACAAGACCUCUAUGAAAUGGUCAAUAAGUAUAUCCAUGAGACUCAAGGAGAAAAAAGUGAAGAAGAAAAACAAAGGGCUGAAGAAAUUCUCAAAAAAUUAGAAACCUUGACGAAGGCCAAAAAGGAAAGACUUGGACUUAAACCAUAUGAGACUUUAGAGCAACAAGAUCUUGCUGAUACCUUUGAUGAAGUUAUGAAAGAAGAAAGAGCUUCAAGAGGAUCUGCACAUUAUGUUAAGCCCCUUGAAGAGGUAGAAGCAGAAGACGAAAAGGAAAAUCCUAGAAGAGUUUCAUACUUCUAUUAA
Molecule: messenger RNA, 752 nt
Organism: Blepharisma stoltei
Lineage: Eukaryota; Ciliophora; Heterotrichea; Heterotrichida; Blepharismidae
Source: the annotation of a GenBank genome assembly